Messenger RNA from Macrosteles quadrilineatus (aster leafhopper), 1237 nucleotides. Its product is annotated as mitochondrial transcription rescue factor 1. The record is from RefSeq and is a predicted model, not a curated record. The transcript has 5 exons. Lineage: Eukaryota; Metazoa; Arthropoda; Insecta; Hemiptera; Cicadellidae. The coding region runs from base 236 to 970 and encodes 244 amino acids.
CAAGAAGGCCGUGGCAUCAAAACUUCCUAACCUCAAACACAUGUUUCAGUGUCAAAACUUCCUAGUUUUACAUCCAUGUAUACUUAAGUUAACUAAUAACUGUACUUUUAAUGCUUUGACACUUUUCAUUGGAAUUCUAGUUAAUGUUAUCUUAUCAAUUUAUUUCACCCCCUUCUCCCAGGUUUAUGGAGCUUAGUUUCCUAAGCAUAUUUAGUAACUUAAGUUACGCUUACAAAUGAAUGUUAUAAUGAACUAUAGCAAACAAGUCUUAAUGAAAACAUUUUCAUUUAGCAAAAUAAAUAUUUUAAUUUUUUCAAGAGCGACGGUUAAGCUCUAUUGUGAGCAUUCAAAACCUCUAAAUAGUAGUAGGCCUAGAUAUAGUUUUAGCGCCGAAAGAUUUGUUACAACUUGUGUUGAUUGCCGUUCACCCUUGAAAAGUUGCACCAGUUAUUCUUCUAUUUAUAAUAUUAGUUCAUACCAAUCUCCCUUGCUUAGAGUUCAUCUUAAUCAUCAAAGCCCUCGAGAAUUCCAACGACGCUUCAAAUCCAAAAAGGAAUCAAAGGGACCUGAAUAUGAUUCAGAUUCAGAUGGAGAGGACAAUGAUGAAGGGGAAUCUAGAGCGACUAAACCAAUAUUUAUAAAAACUCAGUCAAUGAGAGUGGAUGGGCUUGUGAAAAAAGUCCUAGGAAUAGCAAGAAAGGACCGGAAGCCAUUCCUGUUGUCUCCGUGUUUCCGAUUGGUCAGCCAUGUUGGUUCAGUCUCAUUGGUGGAGUCUUUGCAAUAUAAUAACAUUCAAAUCAAUCAUAAUGUUAUCCUUAUGGAAGGAACUUUGAGGGCAGCCCACGUCCUUAAAAAGUUGCAGGGCCGUGUUAAGGGUCAGUGGAGUCCUGGGCAAACCCAAGAGCAGCGCCCCUCUUUUGACCUAGUGCUGGUAGGCGGUGGUUUUGGGGCACCCAGCGGGCGCCCCUAGACCACCGGCGCCCCUGGGCAUAUGCCCAGUCUGCCUGUUCAUAAAAAUGGGCCUGCUUAGUUGUAUUAUAUAAACAAUUUUGAACAAUAAUUCAAGGUAGGGUAACCCAUGUGACUAAUAAUUUGUACAAAAUAAUAUUACUAGAAUAUAUCUAAUAUAUAAAAUUCUCGUGUCACAGUGUUUGUCUGCAAACUCCUCCGGAACGACUUCACCGAUCGUUAUGAAAUUUGGUGUGUAAAUUCUGUAGGUAUGCGAAUCGGACGUAAA